Rhizophagus irregularis DAOM 181602=DAOM 197198 is the source of this 1086-nucleotide messenger RNA. RefSeq lists its product as uncharacterized. Gene Ontology annotation, molecular function: zinc ion binding; UDP-glucose:hexose-1-phosphate uridylyltransferase activity. The record is from RefSeq and is a predicted model, not a curated record. NCBI's taxonomy places the organism in Eukaryota, Fungi, Glomeromycota, Glomeromycetes, Glomerales, Glomeraceae. Gene Ontology annotation, biological process: beta-D-galactose catabolic process via UDP-galactose, Leloir pathway. Gene Ontology annotation, cellular component: cytoplasm.
AUGAAAAAAUUUAAUUUUGAAGAAAAUUCCCAUCGUAGAUUUAAUCCCUUAACAAACUCAUGGGUAUUAUGUUCACCACAUCGGACAAAAAGACCAUGGGAAGGGCAUAAAGAAGUUAUUGAUGAUGAAUCAUUAGCGGAAUAUGAUCCAGAAUGUUAUCUUUGUCCUGGCAACACUAGAGCCCAAGGUGAUAAAAAUCCUCAAUAUGAAAAUACAUUUAUAUUUAAUAAUGAUUUUGCUGCUGUUAAAAAUGAUCAGCCUGAAUAUCUAGAACAAUCUAAAGAUAAAAUUUCGUCAUUGUUACGAGUUGAAGGUGUUAGAGGUGAAUGUAAGGUAAUGUGCUUCUCUCCGAAGCAUAACAUUACCGUGGCAGAAAUGUCAGAAGAUGCAAUACUAUGUGUAAUUCAAUCAUGGACAAAAAUAUAUCGAGAAAUGUCAACAAAAUCUUAUAUCAAUUAUAUUCAAAUAUUUGAGAAUAAAGGAUCAAUAAUGGGUUGUUCAAAUCCACAUCCACAUUGUCAAGUUUGGUGUACAGAAACAAUACCGGAAGAACCAACAAAAGAGUUAAUUUCAAUGAAUAAUUAUUAUAAAAACAAUAAUUCAUGUUUAUUAUGCGAUUAUACCCAACUUGAAACCAUUAAAUUAAAAUAUAAACCAAGAAUAGUUUGUGAAAAUAACUCUUUCGUUUGUUUGACUCCAUUUUGGGCGGUUUGGCCUUAUGAAACCAUGAUUAUUUCAAAAUCGCAUAUUAUUAGUUUAUUGGAUUUGGAGAAUGAUGAUGAUGGUAAUAUUCUACAAAAAGAUCUUGCUAACAUUAUUCAUAGAAUUACUUGUAAAUAUGACAAUGUUUUUGAAUGUUCUUUUCCUUAUUCAAUGGGAAUUCAUCAAGCUCCCGUUGAUAAUAAAGAUCACACGAAUGAUUCACAUUUACAUUUACAUUUUUAUCCUCCCUUACUGAGGAGUCCAACCAUCAAGAAAUUUUUAGUUGGGUAUGAAUUACUCGCUGAACCACAACGUGAUCUUACACCUGAACAAGCUGCUGAUAGAUUAAGAAAUUGUUCGGAAAUACACUAUAAACAAAAAUGA